UGCUGCGAUUUCGAUUCGCGGAAUUGUAGCCUGCUGUGCACACACUCGCACUCACUCGCUGCUCCGCGGACGUAAGGACUGGUGUCAAGAAUACAGUCGUACUCGGGUAUCGAGUGGCAGACGGGGGCCCGUCUGCGACGACUGUCCCAAAGCUGUCGAGCCCAGGGCUGUGCGAGAGAGCGCGCGCGAGGCAGAGAGAGAGAGAGAGAGAGAGAGAGAGAGACGACGACGACGAUAGCUCGCGCGCGGAGUAUGCGGUAGGGAGCGAGAGGCCCGAUAACUCUUGGAAAAUUUCGCGGACACAAACAGUUCUAAUAAUAAAUACCGUCGCGAGCGAGCGCGAGAGAUGCAAAGUGGAGUAAUGUAUCCGCACACUCUCCCGAGAGCUGCUGCUGCCGCCGCUGCUACGAUGAAGAGGACGUGAAGAGGGAGAGAGCGAGAGAGGAGACUUGUGGGUGAGAGGAUAAAAGAUGGCCUCUGCAGAGAUGGAAGUUGAUGCUGCCACAGCUGAGACAGGCCAGGAGGAGCCAAACAUAUUGGAGGAGCCGAGCUCUUUAAAGGAGGAAAAUAACGAUGAAAAGGAAGAUGUCUCCGCUGUUCAAAGCACUAGCAAGGCUCUGGACAGCAAAAGUGCUGUGGAUCCCAAAAGUCGCAUUGCUCGGGGCACCAAGAGGAUGAGAGAUGCUGACUCUAGUCAUUCUGCUGAAAAGAAAGAGGCAAAAGAUGAUCCAGAAGCAGAAGCUAAGAUCAUGAGGUCACUGAAAAGAUCUUGUGAACUCUGGUCUAUGGAAGAUAAAAAUACUUUCUUUAAAGCUGUCAAUGAGUUUGGCAAGGAUUUUGAUGCUCUCCAGAGUUACUUCCUUAUACAGGGAAAGAAAAAAGGCUUACCAGAGAAAAUGAUUAAAAAUAAAGAACAAAUCAGGCACUUCUACUAUCGGACAUGGCUGAAGAUAUCAAAACAUCUCAAGUUCUCUGAAGAUGUUAAAAAAACGUCACAGGAAUUAUAUGGUUUAAUCAAUUAUGGAGAAUUGAGAAGAAAGUUACCCAGAAUGCACGAAAAGGUUCAAAUGAAACUGAACGAGCUAGUCUAUUGGGGUUCCACACAAGUUCGGCUGCGAGGAAAAACUAUGAGAAUCAAAACACCAAUAUGCAGAGCUCUUAGGAAAUUGAACCAAUUAGAAGGCUGGCAGGAAGAUAUAAAGCUACCGUCAAGAGUGACAAUAGAAUUGCGUCCUGGUAAUAAUCUUACUUGGUGGCAGGUGCAAGCACUGGCAAUGAAUCCAAGAGUUCGUACUCUAGUUCCCAUUCAGAGAAGGCUGUCUAGUAUUUUAUCAUUCUUACAACAACGAUGGAGACCUUGGAAAGCUAAAACUUCUGCUGAUGUUGAAAAUCUCAUAAACCUGGAGGGCAAGAACAUGCGACUUCUGCGCGUGACUCCACCAGAAGGCUGUAAAAUAACCUUGCCAGUUGUUAACUUAGGGGAAUACUUAACAAGCAACAGUGUCAGCUUAAAUUCUUAUGAAAAUCGACUUGGACUAAAGAGUUCUAGAAUUGAAUUGUUAGGCUCAAUGCAAUAUCUGAAAGGUGUUGGCAAGAAAAAUGUUAAAAAGUACAAAGGAGAUAAAAGACUGAGCACUAAGUCUGAUGAAAUGCCCGACAAUAGUGAUAUUGAUCUUCCUGAGUCAAGUGCUGCUCCUACCUCAGAGAAAGUAUCUGUUUCAAAUGUUGAAAAGCCUUUGGUGGAACAACCAUCAACAUCGUCCGGUGGUGGUUUUCCUGGUAGAGAAACGGUUGAAAGAAUUCGUUUAGGCUGGAAUGUAGAAGAAGCAAAUACUAUAACUGUUGGAGAUUUGUUCUUAAUGUUUGGACGAGAUUCGAAAAUCGUACUGGAAUACUGGUGGGAAUCGCCGGUACGAGAGGCAACGACUGAAAAAACAAAUCCGAUUGAACAACAGCAGGACAACAGCUUAAGUCUAGCCCUGCAAAAGCUGCUGUCGAUUGCUAAGCAUAGUUAUGGCACGAGCAAGGGAUACGAUAACGUAUCUGGUAGCAACGAAACAGUGAUCUCGUCAAGGAUACCAUCUACCAAAGAAUCGACUUUUAGACGACCGUUGAUACCUCAAACCUACCACAAAAUGGGUGCUCCAGAAGCCUUUAAAACACAGUUAGACAAAUACAAGUCGCGUUUCUCUCGAAGAGGUAGAAUCUUGAGGCAAAGAAGUCUCGUAGUGCAGAGGGUGUUGCCCAGUACACCCCAAACACCUCAGCAUCAAAUCUCAUAUCCGGAAGUUCGAAAUGUCUCUGUUGGCACUAAAACAUCUACAAUGACUGAAAUACCCUCAAAUGAGAGCAACAUCGACGAGCCCGAGAAGAGAAUCGAGCUAACCAUAGAAAGUCCUCAGAAGCACUUCUUGAACGUUUUGGAGGCCAGGGCAGGUGGAGAAGUAGCCAAAGUCACAAACUCGAAUUCGAGUAUUACCAGUGCUAUGCAAAUCUUGAAAGAGGGAGAGCAACAGUGGUUAAACAGCGAGGUUGCUGACUUUUCUCUGAGCAGUUUCUUGGGUCAGCUGGAAUCUCCGGUAAAAGGUUCGCAGCGAAGUCAAGCAGAAGUUCCUAUGAUAGAAAUAAUAAGACCGUCGUCAGAUGUUGCGAAUAUGCACUGCCUGAUGGGCGAAAACAGCGUAGACUACAUGGCAAAGUUUGCGAACUUGGCCUCCCAAAUCGCUUCCUCCGAAGAGCAAAAAAAGUAACGGUUUUACAGUGCCAUUACCGUCUGAUAAAAUUUUAUAAAGUCUGUGAAUAAUUAUACUUGACCGACGAGAUUUUUAAAAUCAAGCUACCAUUCUGAAGUAAAUGACUCUGACAAGUAUAAGAAUGUAAAUAUUAAUCGUUGUAAAUACGCUGUGCAAAGAUGUUCAUAAAAUGUUUUUGACAAAGUUUCUCAUA
Nasonia vitripennis (jewel wasp) is the source of this 2946-nucleotide messenger RNA. It is a transcript of the gene crm, whose product is annotated as protein cramped. The record is from RefSeq and is a predicted model, not a curated record. Gene Ontology annotation, biological process: pattern specification process. Bases 471 to 2750 code for a protein of 759 amino acids. Gene Ontology annotation, cellular component: nucleus. Gene Ontology annotation, molecular function: chromatin binding. Lineage: Eukaryota; Metazoa; Arthropoda; Insecta; Hymenoptera; Pteromalidae. The transcript is spliced from 10 exons.